Messenger RNA from Ixodes scapularis (black-legged tick), 1316 nucleotides. RefSeq names its product centromere protein S. The record is from RefSeq and is a predicted model, not a curated record. NCBI's taxonomy places the organism in Eukaryota, Metazoa, Arthropoda, Arachnida, Ixodida, Ixodidae. Gene Ontology annotation, biological process: replication fork processing; resolution of meiotic recombination intermediates. Gene Ontology annotation, cellular component: FANCM-MHF complex; Fanconi anaemia nuclear complex. Gene Ontology annotation, molecular function: protein heterodimerization activity; chromatin binding.
GCUCUGCGCAUGCCUUUCAGAGCCAACCCGAGCUAAGCCAAAGCCAUCCUUACAGACAGCGGGAUUUGACAUUUGAUUUGAGUUCGGCAGAACUAAAACUGGUAGUGGUGGUAGAAAUAGCCUGCGUUGUAUAAGAGACAAAAGCAUGAGCCGAGAAGAUCGGCUUAGCCGCGAGAUGUGCCUCAAGGCUGCAGUGCACUACACGGUGGGUCCCGUCGGUCAGGCCGAAGGCACCGUCGUCGGGCGGCCCGUGGUGGCCGCACUCACCGAACUCGUUUGGAAGCACGCGGCUAGGACCGCCGCGGAUAUCGAGGCCCUCGCCAAGCACGCUAAGAGGGCGACGGUAUCGGUGGACGACGUGCUGCUCUCGGCUAGGCACAACGCCACCCUGCAUCGCUACAUGCAGGCUCAAGUACCCGAGAAGGUGGCCACCAAGCGGAAACAGGUGUGACAUGGAAUGCUCCGUCCAAGCUCGUGGUGUUCAUCGCGGUGGCCUGAAACCGACAUGUCGUGGCAACUCAUCAGGGUGAUGCAACCAAUCACGUGGCACUACGCCACUCAUUCGUUGGGUGCCCUAGGAACAAUCUGAAAAUGCUCGUCACUACUGUAUAGACGCUUCUGUAUCACAUAUUCGCAAUGUUUACAUCUGUAGUGUGCCAGUGCCCCAAAAGAAUGUGGUACAGAACGCGCAUUAGAGCCGGACAGCAUGUUGUCAGAAAGCAGAGCUCAUCAUUCGUUUGCUUUUGCAGUGAACAGCUCCACAAAGAUCCAAGCUUGCCUUGGUCCCACCUUGAUAUUACAUGUGUACCAGCCCACAAAGAAAACGGGCAGGUUCCAGCAAACUCGUCAGCACCAAGUAUCUGACGCACAAGGCCAUAAAAAUAGGUAUGGAUACAGUUAACUUUUUGCGACUGCAAGAAAAAAAGUCUUGCUGGGGUUUCUAAUGAUCAGUCUGAAAAAAGUAGAAUAAGAAAAAAAGAAACGCUUGAAAAAUGUGUUUGUCAUCUUCUGCACCGUUGGCCAUCUGCUACCAGCAGUUGCAAAAUUGCACUGUACUUCUGUGCGACUGAUAGGUUCCAUGUAGUUAACCUUCCAAUAAUGAGCUUUGGGAAGUAGCCUUGAAGAGUCCCUCGUGGCUGCACUGCCGCGAAUGGUUAUGGAGUGCAUCACGUUGCUGUGGCAUCCUGACUGAACAUGUAUGCCAGUUCUGCUUAUGGCGAGAAACUGCUGCUGUGAAACAUGGUUGCUGACGUAACAGUGGGACCUUCAAAGUAACCAACUGUAUUGACUCAACUAUUAAAACUUAACUAACCAUU